Brassica napus (rape) is the source of this 1131-nucleotide messenger RNA. RefSeq names its product putative F-box protein At5g15660. Lineage: Eukaryota; Viridiplantae; Streptophyta; Magnoliopsida; Brassicales; Brassicaceae. The record is from RefSeq and is a predicted model, not a curated record. Gene Ontology annotation, molecular function: protein binding. The transcript has a single exon.
AUGAUCAGAAGAAGUCUCCGUCUUUGCAACAAGAGGAGAACCUAUGUUGUUCCUUUGGAUCUGCAGAUCGAGAUUCUUAGCCGGUUGCCUUCAGAAUCCGUAGUUAGGUUUAUGCUCGUAUCUAAAUCAUGGCGAGAAAUCAUCCUCAGCAAGAGUUUCAUGAGGUUACGAUCCUUGACUCAGCCUUUGCGUUUCCUACUAGCUUUACAGGAUAUAGAUUACCAAACUGGACGCAUAAAUUGCAGCUUCUUCUCUUCUUCUUUUUUAUAGUCAUCAUCAACAUCGAUAUCAACCACUUUUCUAUCCACAAUAACAUUUCCUCUCCGUCUAGCCUCGGACCCUUUUUAUUACGUGAAUGGUCUGAUGAACAUGGGUGAGAUCAUAUGUAACCCUUGCACCGGAAAGACCAUAUCUUUACCAAAGCUUGUCAAAACAACACCCGCUGCUAGGAGACGAAGUCUAGCCGACCGCUUUUUCGGAUAUGAUCCUGUCAAUAAUCAGUACAAAGUAUUGUGCAUCACCCAGUAUCUUGCACAACACGCAACACCGAAUCACUAUCAGAUAUUUACAUUGGGAGCUAAACCUAAAAGAUGGAGAUUCAUCGAUUGUGACAUUCCUCACACACAUUUGUCUGACGGUCUGUGUAUUGAUGGGUUUGUGUACUACAUUGCGAGGACGGACGCAAGAAUGAUGUGUCUGAUGAGAUUCGAUUUGAACUCUGAGAAGUUUAAUAUCUAUGCUAGAGUAUCUGAGGAAAUGAAAGCUUUGUAUUUUCAAGAUAACGGUUCUAGAACUUUGAUAAACUACCAUGGCAAAGUAGCCGUAGCCAUUCAGCCUUCUCACUCAGUGCCUUCAAUUGAUUUGUUCAUAUUCGAAGCAGGAAAACAGGAUUACAAAGAGAAGUCUUUCGAUAAUCUUCCCCAGCUUCAUUUGCGUGUGAAAAGUGUUAUUAAUCAUAUGGGUGACAUUAUUUUUGCACCUAGCUGUUCCGAACGUGAUGAUAUUGUUAUUAUCCACCACGAUCUCAAGGGAGCCAGUUUUAAGAAGAUGAAGUUUGAAGUCGCAAAGCAUGAUUUGUUUAAUGAAUCAAAUUAUUUCAUGGGUUACGUAGAGAGUCUUAUGCUCAUUUAA